GCCCCGCUCGCUCCCGCGGACGCUCAUUCAAAACGCGGCCGGGCUCUGGCGCCCGCAGCCCCGCACGGCGCCCGGGGCUCGGCGGGGCGGGCGCUGCCGGCCGCGAUGCCCGGCGGAGCCGCGGGCUGAGGCGGCCGCCCGCCCGCCGCCAUGCCGGUGAAGAACCGGUACAACCUGGUGGACGAUGGCUGCGACUCCCGCGUCCCGCUGCACAACGAGGAGGCCUUCCAGCACGGCAUCCACUUCCAGGCCAAGUACAUCGGGAGCUUGGACGUGCCCAGGCCCAACAGCCGCGUGGAGAUCGUGGCAGCCAUGAGGAGGAUCCGGUACGAAUUCAAAGCCAAGAACAUUAAGAAGAAGAAGGUGAGCAUCAUCGUGUCCGUGGACGGGGUGAAGGUGAUCCUGCGCAAGAAGCAGAAGAGAAAGGAGUGGACCUGGGACGAGAGUAAGAUGGUGGUGAUGCACGAUCCUGUGUACAGAAUUUUCUACGUCUCUCAUGACUCGCAAGACCUGAAAAUAUUCAGUUACAUCGCACGGGACGGCGCAAACAAUUCCUUCAGGUGUAACGUCUUCAAAUCCAAGAAGAAAAGCCAGGCCAUGCGCGUGGUGCGCACCGUGGGACAGGCCUUCGAGGUGUGCCACAAGCUGAGCCUGCAGCACGCCCUGCAGAACGCCGACGGGCAGGCCGACGGUGCCAGCGACAAAUCGGCCGAGGAGCAGACGCUGGAAGUUCACCAGAUAAAGGGCUCCAAGAUCACGGAUGUGGACGAGGUUGGCAUCGAUACUGGGGGCAUCUGUGUGUCCGAGAGGGGACCCAGAGAGCUGCCAGGUGCCAGGGGAGACCUUGGCAUGCUGAAACCUGGAAAGGAAAAGAACGGCCAGGAUGCCGAAAACUGCUCCCUCCACCUGGCCAGCUCCCAGCAGCUGCUCAGCCCGGGCAGCCCCUGCUCCUCGGCCUCCAUCACCCCGCUGGCCUCCCAGCACUGCCUCCAGCUGCUCCAGCAGCAGCUCCUCCAGCAGCAGCAGCAGACGCAGGUGGCUGUGGCCCAGGUGCAGCUGCUGAAGGACCAACUGGCGGCCGAGACAGCGGCGCGGAUCGAGGCGCAGGCCCGGGUGCGGCAGCUCCUGCUGACCAACCGCGACCUGCUGCAGCACGUCUCGCUGCUGGUGCGGCAGCUCACAGUGCUGGAGGCCCGGGAGGAGCACCGGGAUGAGCAUCGGCAGCCGGCUGACCACUCCUUGCAUAACCUGUCCCUGGCCCAGUCCCUCUCCCUGAACCUGAAGAACCACUACAGCCUGGAUGUCCACCUGCCAUCCACCUCCACCCCUGCCAGCAUCCUGGGCAGCCCGGUGGCCCCCGGCUCGCUGCCCUCCCUGGGCCCCAGGGACUCCUACCUCAACCUCGUCAGCCUGGACAGGGGCAGCCACCGCUGCGGCAGCAAGGAGGGGGACGAGUGUCUGGAGGGGCAGGAGGGGCUCAGCCGGCGCGUGGAGGGCUCCGAGGUCGGAGACUUCGCUCUGCCCAACGGGGGCAGCCGGCAGAAGGCGGAGGACAUGGCCAGAGGGGAUGAGGACAGGCGGCAGCCGCCCAUUCCCAAGCUGAACCCACCACCACCCAUCCUCCGCAAAAGGUCAAGCAAGACCUCCCCAAGCUUGGAAGUGGAGGUGAAGCCUGAGAGCACUGCCCACCUGAGCCUACCCAGUGCCAGCAUCUCCAGCCUCACCAGCAUCACUGCCAGCUCCCUCACCCUCUUGGACCCUGAGGCAAGGACUCCGGCACGGAGCGCUGCCUCCAGCACGGAGCCCGGCCCUGCUGGGACCUGCCAGCGCUCUCUGGGCAAGGACAGGACUGGAGACAGUGGGCCAAUGUCCCCCUUGGCCAGCAUCCAUGACCCAGCAGCCAGCGAGACCCUGGCCAAGGAGUUAUUGGCCCUGGGCAGCCCCACGGACAGCUCACUGCCCUUCUCCCCUGCGGAUGACACCUGCUUGCACAUCAGCUUCUCUGAAGAUGAGCUGGACACUGCUGUGGGGCCCAGCAGAGUCCCCUCUUAGUGGGGCCACAGGAGGUGGUAGCUGGUGGCUGGCAGUCCCAGCAGCUCCAUCCACAACCCUGCAGUGGGACUGGGGGUCCCUGUGCCCAGGCUACGAGACAGGUCCCUUUCCUGUCCCUAGAGGCCACCCCACAGGAGGGGACUGGCCAGCCCUGCCUCAGUCGGCACCAGCUCACACUGCUGUCACACUGCCAUCGUGUCCCUGCUCACAGCCAGGGAUGCUCACAGCAGAGAAUUCCCAGGGAGCUGCAGGCUGGAAGCCCUGGGCAGGGCUGUGGGACAAGAGACUGUUCUGUUCAUCGGUUGCCACGCGUGGCAGCCUGAGCAGGGCCACACAGCACAGCCACGGUGUCACUCUCCUGCCCAGCUCCCAGGGUGUGUCCCAGACUGCCACCACACUGGGACUCUCCAGAGCUGCCAGUGUCCACCAGCCCCACGCUGUGCCCAGCCCUGCUUUGGGGACAGCAGCCCCACCACUGUGUCCCCAUGCAGUGAAGCCACCACUGCCUCCAUAGGUGCCUUUUCCCACUCCCCAGCACCCACUGCCCACACAGGCUGGGCCCCACUCUGAGGCCACUGAUGGGUGCAGGGCUGGCCGUGGGAGCCUGCAGCAGGGGGUGACCCCCUAAGGAAGGGUGCACCCCAUGUCUUGGGGUCAGGGCAGAGAGCCCUCCCCUGCCCCCUGAGCUGCUGGUGGCUGCAGCAGGAGGCUGCUCCUUGUGCUGAUUGUAGGGUGUAAUGGUGUGGUUGGGUUUGGUCUCAGAAAUGUGAGUGUCCUGGGAGGAGUUCAGGUUUAAGGAAGAAGGGGGGUGAUACUCAUCCACCUUGGUUGUUUGUCUGAGGGUGUUGGGAAAGUGUCAGAGAGUCCAGUUGGGAAGUGUGAAACAGAAAUGGAGACUUGGAGCAGCCGUGCUGCCUGUCCCUGGCAUGGUGCUGCUCCUGCAGGGAGAGGGGGUGACAGGACAUGCACCCAGAGCCAGCCAUGGCAGUGACAGAGCCAGGACGGGGCUGGGACCGGGCUGGGGGUUGUAAAGCUCGGCUGGGCUGUCCUGUAGUGCAGUAGUGACAGCCCAGCCCCUCCAUAGGACACUGCGGUUUGGUAAUGGACUUUUAAAGAAAAAAAUAAACAGAUUUGCAGAGCCAGUGCUGUGUCUCUGCCCCGUGGGGCCUGUGCACAGGGGGUCCUGAGCCUGUGGGGUGGACUGGGAACUUCCAGGUAUUCCCAAAGAGGAAAGAUUCCUGCUGGAAAUAGCUGCUGAGCCCCUGAGCUGCUCCCUGAGCAGCCCCUGCCAGGAUGGGCACCACCAGGCAGGGCCCUGCUCCCCACACACUCCUUUUGCUCUUUCCUGGUCCUAUUUCUACUGCUGAAAUAAAUGCUGGCCACAGCACAGAGGAUGGAGGGUGGUAGAAUGCAGAUGGCAAAGCUGGAUGGGAUGGCACCAGUGGCAUUCCAGAGCACUGGGACCCCAAGGGCUGCCUGCAGCCAGAAUGCGCAAGAGACCCCUGAGCCUUGCAAGGUGAGGAAGGAAAUCCAGGGGCAGUUCACACAGAGACUCCAGAAGGGGCAAAUCUAUGAGAUUGUUCCCCCGUGCAGGACAGGAGGCCCAAAUGAAGGCACCCAGCACCUCUGUGGGGUCUCAGGGCCACUCUCCAUCCCUCCAUGGAGUGGGUGCAGCCUCCAGCAUGGCAGAGUGGGGAGCAGGGAGCCCCUUCCCCAGGCCCACUGCAGACAUCUGCUGGGGGGCUGCCUGCGUGGGGAGGGGGCACUUCCAGCCCAGAGCCUUAUUAUGCUUCCUUCAUGGGAAGAAACUUUUUCCUUUGCUGUCUGCUAAGCUGCUAGCAAUCAUCAGGCAGGCAGGUGGUAAAGAUUCAUAUCCAUCAAACAAUGCCAUUUAGUUUGUAACCUGUGACUAAAUCUGGUGUUAGCUUUAAUUUCAGAGUCUGCUUUAGGGCUCGCUUGUUAAUCUCUAUGCAAAGCAGAUGAAAUGAAUAUGCAGCAUUUUGGAUGUAAUUGUACGGCUUCAAUUCAGCACUAUAAUUUUCCAAACAGGAUCUUGCAAUCAAGCUUCUAUUCAUUAGUGUAUAAACAAUUUAGUUUCUCAGCUCUCCAGUAUGCCAAUCAUCUCAAUGGAGUGAGCAUCUCCGACAGAAAGAGGAGGAAAGUUUCCUUUGUGUAACAGAGGUAAAAGUUGCUCCAUACUUCAGACAAUUCCCACCCAGCAGAUCCAGACCAUUCCAACAGAAGUGGACGGUUCCUCGUGUCCCCACAGCACUGACCAGCUGCAAACACUACUCAGGGGAGUGAUGCUCCAGUGAUCUCCCAGCUCAUGUAGCCCCAGGCCCUUCAGGAAUUCUGCAUGUGAGACCUCUGCAGAAGAGCCCAGAUCCCACAGGACCAGGCUGCCUGGAAAGGUGCAAACAUGCAGCACCUCAGCACACCCCAGUGAUGCUCAGGGCUCCCCGAGUGCCCACGACUCUGGGGACAGGGUGGCCAAGCCCCCUCCACGUCCCCAUCCCCCUGACACUCCACACCAGCUCAGCCUUCCAGGACAGAGCCCUGGGGACAUCACACACCUGGGGCCAGUGGCAGCUCCCUCAUGGGAGGGCUGGGGUGACACAGGAGUGGGUGAAGGGCAGGUGUUGAUCUCUGGGGCUCAGCACCCUCAUGGCCGGUGCUCUCCUCAGCGGGGACCCGAGGGUGCUGUGAGCGCCUCUGGCCCCUGCCUGCAUCCCCAUCCAUCUCCAAUCCCCAUCCAUCCCAUCCCCAUCCCUGUCUCCAAUCC
Molecule: messenger RNA, 4834 nt
Organism: Zonotrichia leucophrys gambelii
Lineage: Eukaryota; Metazoa; Chordata; Aves; Passeriformes; Passerellidae
Product: carboxyl-terminal PDZ ligand of neuronal nitric oxide synthase protein-like
Exons: 11
Coding region: 151-2052 (633 amino acids)
Molecular function (GO): nitric-oxide synthase binding
Source: RefSeq, a predicted model, not a curated record